Molecule: messenger RNA, 795 nt
Organism: Plasmodium berghei ANKA
Lineage: Eukaryota; Apicomplexa; Aconoidasida; Haemosporida; Plasmodiidae
Product: proliferating cell nuclear antigen 2
Exons: 2
Coding region: 1-795 (264 amino acids)
Biological process (GO): leading strand elongation; regulation of DNA replication; translesion synthesis
Cellular component (GO): PCNA complex
Molecular function (GO): DNA binding; DNA polymerase processivity factor activity
Source: RefSeq, a predicted model, not a curated record
AUGUUUGAAUGCAGAAUAGAUGGUCAAUUUUUUAAAAAGUUAUUCGAAACGUUGAAAGAUAUAUGUACAGAAGUAAAUUUAGAAUGUGAUGAAAAUGGAAUUAAAAUGCAAUCGAUGGAUUGCAGCCAUGUAUCCUUAGUUGAUUUGAAUAUAAUGUCCGAUUUUUUUCAACAUUACAGAUGUGAUAAAAAAUGUGUUUUAGGGAUAAGUAUAAAUUUCAUGCUGAAAAUAUUAUCUGUGAUAAAAGAAAAGUCUACCGUUUUUUUGUUUAAGGAGGAUAAUGAAAAUGAUGCAGUUUUAAAUAUAGGAAUUAUAGAUGAAGAAGAACAAUCUAGUACAGAAGACUCGUUAGAAAUUCAAGUUAAAUUAAUUAACACACAAAAGGAACAUUUGGAAAUACCUCAAUCUGAAUAUCAUUGUCAAUGUACAAUGAAAUCUAAGAAAUUUCAAGAAUUUACAAAAUAUUUAAAUUCUAUUGGGGAUAAUGUAUCUAUAUCGAUGAAAAAAGAUACUAUGAUUUUAAGCACAACAGGCUCAGAUAUAAAAGUAACAAAGCAAUUUACAAAUGAUAUGCCCGAUGUAUCUAUUACAUGCUCAAAAUAUGUUUCACAAGAAUUUGCAACACGAUAUUUGGUUAUGUUUUCACGAGCUUCAGCUUUAUCGGAUGAAGUUUUAAUUUCUCUUUCUCCAAAUAUUCCAGUGUCUAUCAAAUUUAAUUUCAAACAGCAAUUAACAGAAUUACCUGACAAUUCACAUUUGACCUUUUUCUUAGCUCCUAAGAUUGGGGAAUACUAA